CAUGUCUACAAAUACUCAAUGCUCACUGCAAACCUACAGAGGACAGCAUCACUGAGACCAAGAAGCAACCUUCCUGAGUUCCUGAAUAAGCUACUGAAAAGAUGUUGUCACACAAGUCUUUCCUGCCCAUCUUGGCGCUGUGCUUUUUAAUGGACGAGGUGUAUUCAUUCCUGCUACCAGACAGGCUACAGCUGAGUAGAAGCAGCCACCGGUUGGGUCGGGAUCUGUCUUCUCACCUGUCAGAACUCUCGGAUCUAGUAGAACUCGUUCCUGAUAACGGCGGGGAAAUGACCCGUGACUGGGAGCCUAACCCAGCCCGAUCCUCACCCUCCUUCUCUGUCCCUGUGGAACGCAUUUCAACACCUCACACCAACACACAUCACAGGAACAAGGACAAGAGACUGAGGGUGACCGUUCCCUUGGACCGCAUUGGUAGCUUAUACCUGUCAGGCAGAAAGAGCAGAAAGGAUGAACCAGAGGAGCAACGGGAUUAAUCCAACAGUACAACCGUAGGAUUCGUGUACCAAACAGGCUGGUUGUAAAAGGACAGAUUAAGCCUAGUCUUGUAAAAUCACAGCUACAGGAGAUUACUAAUUAAAACGCUCUUCAAUCUAGGAUUAGGCUUAAUAUGUAUUUAGAAAUUUGUAUGCAACAGGUGCCACCACCUUCUACUACUACCACCUUUUUUUUUUAAUAAAUAAAAUCUAUUUAUUGCUAUUUAAUGUCACCCUGUAGUGGUAUGCAAACUGACAGACACUCUACAUGUGUGCCUAUGAUCAAUAAAAAUCGAAUCGAAAAAACACAGAUGAUGCUUCAAGUCAUUAUUCAUUGACAGAAGAUUAAAAAAUAAAUUAAAUAUUGAACGUUGUAUAGGAUACCCAAUAAAGAAAAGGCUUUAUUUCUUCUGGUACAGUUAAAGAAAACAUCAGAUGCCAAAAAUAUAACAUUUGUUUGGCUUUCUCUUCGUUUUCAUAUUAUGUACAGUUCUGAAAGGAUAUGAUAUUUACAGAGUAAAAUAGGAGAGGGUCUAUGUUUUGGGAAUUUCAAGAAACCCCUCGCAAAAAACAAACAAACAAACGAACAAAAAAACAUAUUAGAAACAAAAUAUGCCACAACACUUGUAGCUUAAACUCUUUUCUGUACACAAGACGAUCUGGUCUCCGAACUACUUUCAAACAGCAUAUCAGGGAACAGCUCCACAACAACUAACACUCUGUGUGUGUGAUCUUAACCAGAUCUCAGACAAGAGAUUAAAACCCAAAUUAAACUCUUAAAAAAAACAAACAAAAAAAAACAAACAGAACAAAUAACUACAUCUAUUAAAUUGG
Messenger RNA from Ictalurus punctatus (channel catfish), 1328 nucleotides. RefSeq lists its product as uncharacterized. Lineage: Eukaryota; Metazoa; Chordata; Actinopteri; Siluriformes; Ictaluridae. Bases 102 to 494 code for a protein of 130 amino acids. The transcript is spliced from 5 exons. The record is from RefSeq and is a predicted model, not a curated record.